Messenger RNA from Ilex paraguariensis (yerba mate), 519 nucleotides. NCBI's taxonomy places the organism in Eukaryota, Viridiplantae, Streptophyta, Magnoliopsida, Aquifoliales, Aquifoliaceae. The record is from the annotation of a GenBank genome assembly.
AUGGUGGAAGAGGCAAAGCCGAGACGUGAUAAUCGUGACAGUGCUGGUAGUGGCAGAGGUGGUGGUGGGAGGAGUGGUGGUAGAGAUGGUGAUGGUAGGUUUGGUGGUAGACGUGGAGGUGGCCGCGGUGGUGGUGACCGUUUUGGAGGUGGUGGCCGUUUUGGAGGUGGUGGCAGAGGUCGUGGAACACACAGCAAACCUAGCUUAGCUACUGCUGGGACAGGGAAGAAGACAACAUUUGGUGAUGAAUAGGAACGGCAAGAGUGGGCUUUUGAAGUUGCCUUUAUUAUGUUCACUUUACGUGUUUUACGUUUGAAUUAUGAGAUUAUGCGAGUUUUUCGCAUGUAAUUUUUGUUCUGGCGGGUUCAACAUCUAGAUGUUUAUCGCUACAAAAAUUUGUUUAGUUCCUGAAGAUUCAAGAUGAAUUAUUUUCAGUUUUCUUCUAUUUACGAAAUUCUGUUUCCUUUAGAUAAACAUUUAGGACUCUUUUGGUUGCCAUGUUAUGGAGGAUAUUUGUUG